Molecule: messenger RNA, 642 nt
Organism: Peniophora sp. CBMAI 1063
Lineage: Eukaryota; Fungi; Basidiomycota; Agaricomycetes; Russulales; Peniophoraceae
Source: the annotation of a GenBank genome assembly
AUGUCUGGAUCGAACGCGUCGCGAGCGCUUAGCGAGCAGCCGGAAGGCGCGAUUGCCCAACCCUCCGAGGCCGUUGUGUCUCCUUUGGCGCAAGACUUCGAAUUUCCCGAGCCCCAGGCGCUGGAAGCCUAUUUGUCUAGUCACCCGCACACCGACCUUAUCCCCUUUGAUCUUCUGAAUGAGGUCAAUGACGCUUGCGAGGGAGUAACUAAGCUCGUCCGACGAUGGCUACCCGCAUCUCCCGCGCUGACCGACCUUCCUUAUGGGGGGUUGGUUCGAGCUCUCGAUCAGCGGUUUCGUCUCCUUACCGAUGCAGUGCGGGAUGCUAGAGACCGUGCAAAGGCUUCCGAAGCCGAUAUGAAGGCCGCAAUUGACGUCGCGUCGGCCGCCAGGGCCGAAGCCGCCGCUCAACGUUUCGCACGCGAAGAAGCCGAGUCGCAGCUCCAGGCCGCACGAUCUGAACUCCAGGGUCUCGAGGAGCAGCGUCGACAGGCAGCUGAGCGGAUCGCCUCGCUUGAGAAGGACAACAAAGAGGUCCAUCGCAAGCUCGAUGCCGUGCUUGUGAUGUACAAUAAACUUCUGGACGGUGUUGAGCAGGAGCGCCGUCAACUCGAUAGCAUCAGGGACUCCUUAUCGCUCUAA